GCCAGGUCAACGUUGCGCUAAAUUCCUAAUCUAUAAUUUUAAAAAAGAAAGUGUAAACUAAUCCGAAAUGUUAAAUGGCCUGUUUUGCAUGCGCCUUCAUACGGCUGGAAAGGUCGUUGGUUGGCUACAGAUUUCAGGUUCAAUACUGGGAAUUAUUUAUCUGUCGAUAAUCCUAUCUGUGCAUCCCCCUCCUAGAAAUGCUGAGCCGGAACUAAUUAUUGGCGUAUUAUUCACUGCACUCUCAAUCCAUUUUCUUUUCGCUGUCCUGCUGAUAGUGGGCACUCAUAAGAACCGUCAUUCAUUGCUGCUGCCUUGGCUGAUCUUAAACGGUAUUGGUGUAGCGAUGGGUAUCAUUAAUUUAAUAUUCCAAACAGCAUUCCGACCACUGACAGCAAAAUAUAUGCCCAUUAUAGCUGUGAAUGCUGUAAUCGCAACUCUUAACAUAUACAUUUACUAUGGCAUAUACUCGCUAUAUAAACACAUUCAAGCUACUAGGAAUCAGGAGCGAUCUUCUUUAAAAUAAGGGAUGCAUCAGACUAGUUGGAAUAAUGUUAUUUAAAGCAUUUCCAUUGUAUUUCAUAAAAAU
Messenger RNA from Drosophila willistoni, 586 nucleotides. RefSeq lists its product as uncharacterized. The record is from RefSeq and is a predicted model, not a curated record. Lineage: Eukaryota; Metazoa; Arthropoda; Insecta; Diptera; Drosophilidae. Bases 68 to 523 code for a protein of 151 amino acids. The transcript is spliced from 4 exons.